Messenger RNA from Theobroma cacao (cacao), 5031 nucleotides. It is a transcript of the gene VPS15, whose product is annotated as protein kinase family protein / WD-40 repeat family protein. NCBI's taxonomy places the organism in Eukaryota, Viridiplantae, Streptophyta, Magnoliopsida, Malvales, Malvaceae. Gene Ontology annotation, cellular component: nucleus-vacuole junction; phosphatidylinositol 3-kinase complex, class III, type I; phosphatidylinositol 3-kinase complex, class III, type II. The record is from RefSeq and is a predicted model, not a curated record. Gene Ontology annotation, molecular function: protein binding; ATP binding; protein serine/threonine kinase activity. Gene Ontology annotation, biological process: autophagy of peroxisome; protein phosphorylation; late endosome to vacuole transport.
UAAUUUUUUUUUUUUUUUUUACAAAAACAAAAAGAGAACUGCACAGUCUCCUAUUUUCCUUAUUUCUCUUUGACGUGCCCCGGCGGAAAAUAAAAGAACAAAGGAUUUGGCAACACCGCCGCGAAAACUCAAAUGCUCAAUGGGGAACAAGAUCGCGAGAACGACGCAGGUCUCGGCGACGGAGUAUUACCUACACGACCUGCCGUCUUCUUAUAAUCUGGUGUUGAAAGAGGUGCUCGGUCGAGGCCGAUUCUUCAAGUCGAUCCAGUGUAAGCACGACGAAGGCCUCGUCCUCGUCAAGGUCUAUUUCAAGCGUGGCGACUCAAUCGAUCUCCGCGAGUACGAGCGCCGACUCGCUCACAUCAAAGAAACUUUCCGCUUGCUUGACCACCCCCACGUCUGGCCCUUCCAGUUUUGGCAAGAAACAGAUAAAGCGGCAUAUCUAUUGCGGCAAUAUUUUUUCAAUAAUUUACAUGAUCGAUUGAGUACUCGGCCUUUUCUCAGUCUCGUUGAAAAAAAAUGGUUGGCGUUUCAGUUACUUCUUGCAGUAAAGCAGUGCCAUGAUAAGGGGAUAUGCCACGGUGAUAUUAAGUGUGAGAAUGUGUUGGUUACCUCGUGGAACUGGCUUUAUCUUGCUGAUUUUGCAUCAUUCAAGCCCACAUAUAUUCCUUAUGAUGACCCCUCGGAUUUCUCAUUCUUCUUUGACACUGGAGGAAGAAGGUUGUGUUAUCUUGCACCGGAGAGAUUUUAUGAGCAUGGAGGUGAAAUGCAAGUUGCACAAGAUGCACCUUUGAAGCCAUCUAUGGACAUCUUUGCUAUUGGAUGUGUAAUUGCGGAGCUUUUCCUAGAGGGCCAGCCGCUGUUUGAACUCUCUCAGCUUCUUGCAUAUCGCAGAGGGCAAUACGAUCCUAGUCAACAUCUUGAAAAGAUCCCAGAUAUUGGAAUACGCAAGAUGAUACUUCAUAUGAUCCAGCUUGAACCAGAGUCCCGCCUCUGUGCUGAAAGCUAUCUACAGAAUUAUGCAGCUGUUGUAUUUCCUAGCUACUUCGCACCAUUUCUACAUAAUUUUUAUUGUUGCUGGAAUCCUAUUCAUUCUGAUAUGAGGAUUGCAAUGUGCCAGAGUGUGUUCCCUGAGAUACUGAAGCAGAUGAUGAGCAAGAGGUCAAGUGAUGAGAUGGGCAGAGGUCUUAGCAAGUCACGCAUCUUAAAUGGUAAACAGUCACAAGAAAUUGUUGCAAAACAGCAGUCACAAGAGAUUGUUACAAAACAAAACUUAAGCUCCACAAAUCACUUGUUGACAAAAAGAGAAAGGAUAGAGAAUGGUUCUGUUAGGGAUCGGUUCAAGCUUCCUGGUAACAUUGAUACCUUACUUGGGGAUGUAGAACAAAGCAAUCCUUACCUUAGUGAGAAGUCAAUGACGGGGGAUGCAACCAUCUCUGCACUUUCCCAAGAUUUUAAACAGCAUGGCAUGCAAUCUCCUGCCCUUCUUCUUCAAAGCAUCUCUGAUUCGUUUAGAAAAAAUGAUCACCCUUUUUUGAAAAAGAUUACAAUGGAUGAUUUAAACUCAUUGAUGUCUGAGUAUGACAGUCAAUCAGACACAUUUGGAAUGCCUUUUCUGCCAUUACCUGAAGACAGCAUGAAAUGUGAAGGGAUGGUUUUAAUCGCCUCUCUGCUUUGUUCCUGCAUACGUAAUGUUAAGUUGCCUCAUUUAAGAAGAGGGGCUAUACUUUUGCUGAAGACUUCUUCAUUAUACAUUGAUGACGAAGACCGCUUGCAGCGAGUGCUUCCAUAUGUAAUUGCAAUGCUUUCUGACCCAGCAGCCAUUGUGCGUUGUGCUGCCCUUGAGACUUUGUGUGACAUUCUGCCCUUAGUCCGAGAUUUUCCUCCAAGUGAUGCGAAAAUUUUUCCAGAGUAUAUUCUUCCAAUGCUUUCCAUGCUUCCUGAUGAUCCAGAGGAAAGUGUGAGAAUUUGUUAUGCUAGCAAUAUAGCUAAGCUGGCUCUAACAUCUUAUGGAUUCUUGAUUCAUUCAAUAAGACUCAGUGAGGCUGGGGUUCUUAAUGAAUUGAAUUUGUCACCAAAGUCAUUAGCAUCAUCUAGUGAGUCAUCUGGGCGCCUUCAAAGGUUAAAUAGUGAUGCACAGCUUUCACAAUUGAGGAAGUCCAUCGCCGAGGUAGUUCAGGAACUUGUAAUGGGUCCAAAGCAAACUCCGAACAUUAGGAGAGCACUCCUUCAGGACAUUGGCAAAUUAUGCUGCUUCUUUGGCCAGAGACAGAGCAAUGACUUUUUGUUGCCCAUACUCCCCGCUUUUUUGAACGAUAGGGAUGAGCAGCUAAGGGCAAUAUUCUAUGGGCAAAUUGUGUAUGUCUGCUUCUUUGUGGGCCAAAGAAGUGUGGAGGAAUAUCUUUUACCUUAUAUUGAGCAGGCUUUGGGUGAUGCAAUUGAGGGUGUCAUUGUCAAUGCACUUGAUUGUUUGGCCAUUCUGUGCAAAAGUGGUUUCUUGCGGAAAAGAAUAUUGCUUGAAAUGAUAGAGCGUGCCUUUCCAUUGCUAUGUUUUCCUAGUCAAUGGGUAAGGAGGUCAGUUGUUGCUUUCCUUGCAUCCAGCAGUGAGUGCUUGGGUGCAGUAGAUUCUUAUGUUUUCCUUGCUCCAGUUAUACGGCCUUUCCUACGUCGACAACCUGCAUCUCUGGCCUUUGAAAAGGCUCUUCUUUCAUGUUUAAAACCUCCAGUCUCAAGGCAAGUAUUUUAUGAAGUCUUAGAAAAUGCUAGGAGUUCAAACAUGUUGGAGAGACAGAGAAAGAUAUGGUACAACUCAUCAGCACAAUCUAAACAAUGGGAAAUUGCCGAUUUACUCAAGAGAGGGACUGGGGAAUUAGACUCAAUGAAGUACUGGCCUGACAAACAACAGUCUACUGGGGGUCAUAGACCUAUUGAUAAUGUAUUGCAACAAUCAGGGCUAACGGAAUUUGAUGAUGAUGAUGCCAAAUUGAGAGCUAUGGGUGGCCAUACAUGCAAUGCUUCUAGCACAAUUGGUAUGCGUGAUCCUCAAUGCUCAGAAAAGUUACAAUUUUCAGGUUUAACAUCUCCACAGCUCAAUGGUGUAAAUAGUUUCAUGUGUGAUAAAUCAUCAGAAGGUAUACCUUUGUAUUCUUUUAGCAUGGACAAGCGAGCAAUGGGAGCUCCUCCAGCAGCUUCUGAUACUCCUUUGCAAGUGAAUUCCUUGGGAAUUGGUUCAUCGUCCAUGCCUUGGAUGGAUCCAGUUAGUAAAUCAUUUAGCUUGGCUAGUUCAGUUCCAGCACCUAAGCUUGUUUCAGGCUCCUUCAGUAUCACAGGUGGUUCUAAACAGUUCUACAGAGUCGUGCAUGAACCUGAAAGUCGGGAAAAUGAUCAAAUAGCCAAUGUCAGUAGUAAAUUUCAAGAUAUGGGAUUUUCUGGCACAAUGAAAGGAAGUUCUGUAACUGUGGAAGAUUCUUCUGCUUCAACUGAUCUUACAGGUCUACCCUCCUUUUCUCGGUCUUCAUCAAUUCCAGAUUCAGGUUGGAGGCCUCGUGGGGUGUUGGUCGUGCAUCUGCAGGAGCACCGAUCUGCUGUCAAUGAUAUUGCAAUUUCGAAUGAUCACAGCUUUUUUGUGAGUGCAUCUGAUGAUUCCACUGUCAAGGUGUGGGAUUCAAGAAAGUUGGAGAAGGAUAUAUCAUUUAGGUCAAGGCUGACUUAUCACUUGGAGGGAAGCCGAGCAAUUUGCACUGCAAUGCUCCGAAAUUCUGCUCAAGUUGUUGUUGGAGCAUGCGAUGGGACAAUACAUAUGUUUUCUGUUGAUUACAUCUCUAGAGGUCUUGGAAAUGUUGUUGAAAAGUACUCAGGUAUUGCUGAUAUAAAAAAGAAGGAUGUGAAGGAAGGUGCAAUACUUACCCUUUUGAACUACCCUGCAGAUAACUAUGGCAGUCAGAUGUUUAUGUACAGCUCCCAAAAUUGUGGGAUUCAUCUCUGGGAUACAAGAUCAAGUUCAAAUGCAUGGACUUUAAAAGCAGUUCCAGAGGAAGGCUAUGUGGCUUGUCUGGUAGCAGGCCCUUGUGGGAAUUGGUUUGUUUCAGGGUCUUCUAGGGGUGUGCUUACCCUUUGGGAUUUGAGGUUCCUUAUUCCUGUGAACUCAUGGCAAUACUCUCUUGUAUGCCCUGUGGAAAAGAUGUGUCUGUUUGUUCCUCCUUCAAGUGUCUCAGUUUCUACCACUGCUAGGCCUCUUAUUUAUGUUGCUGCUGGCAGCAAUGAAGUCUCACUUUGGAAUGCGGAGAAUGGAAGCUGCCACCAGGUAUUUAGGGCUGCAAAUUAUGACAGUGAUGCAGAAAUGUCUGAUUUACCAUGGGCCUUGGCAAGGCCAUCAACUAAAACAAGCUCUAAAUCAGAUCUGAGGAGGAAUGCGAAUCCGAAGUAUCGAGUAGAUGAACUGAAUGAACCACCUCCUCGUCUUCCGGGUAUUCGUUCAUUACUUCCUUUACCUGGUGGUGAUCUGUUGACUGGGGGCACCGACUUAAGGAUUCGCCGCUGGGACCAUUGCAGCCCUGAUCGAAGUUACUGUAUCUGUGGCCCAAAUUUGAAGGGAGUUGGAAAUGAUGAUUUCUAUGAAACUAGAUCCAGUUUAGGUGCACAAGUUGUACAGGAGACUAAGAGACGACCUCUAACAACGAAGCUGACAGCAAAAGCAGUUCUUGCUGCUGCUGCCACUGAUUCUGCUGGAUGCCACCACGAUUCCAUCCUCUCUUUGGCUUCUGUGAAGUUGAACCAGAGACUCUUGAUAUCAAGCAGUAGAGAUGGGGCUAUUAAGGUUUGGAAGUGAAUAAUCUAAAAGUUUUAGUGCUUUAAUGUAAAUAUUUAGUUCCAACAAUAGUAAAAUUGUACAUAAUAUAUAUUCAAAUUCAGAUCCUAAAUUCUGCAGUCUAAGUCUAACCACUAAUCUCCUUGAUUUGUAUUUUUGUACAGUUUGUAAGCAUGUAGGUCUAUACGGAUUUUUCAUUAUUAAUAAAAUGCUCUAUUUAUCAA